CACUGGCAGCAACAACAAUUUUUAUACCGAAGACCCGCAAAUUUUUCCUACGUGUCCAAAAAAAACCUUAUUUAAAAUAAUGGCACCUCCUAAAAAUAAAAGCCAACCUCAGAGUUCCAAUGCUUCGCAAAAGUUCAAUGAAAUUCACGCCAAGAACAUAGAUGUAGCCAAAAAGAUGGUUGAGAACUACGAAUCGUCUUCGGAAGAGGAAGAAUUGGAUGAAAAAACCAUUUUGGAUUCCCUUUACAAACAUUACGACAAACGUAAGGUGGAUGAUCAUUUGUUGGCAAAAACCAGCAGCUUUUUGGAGAAUGUCUUACAUUCCGGUGCCGCUACGUGCCUCAUAUGCAUAGGCAGCAUAAAACGUGCUGAAGCUAUAUGGUCAUGUAAACAUUGCUAUUGUUUCUUCCACUUGAAUUGUAUAAGGAGAUGGGCCAAUGACAGUUUGGCACAAAUCAAGGCUCAGUCCCAAAAUGACCAACAGGGGUAUUACAAUCAUCUGGGCGAAUAUAUACCGCCGAAAAAGAUAAAAUCUCUUCAUUGGUGUUGUCCACAAUGCCGCAAGGAGUUUCUAACUGAAGAUAGACCUUCCAAGUAUGAGUGUUUUUGUGGAAAAGAAGAGAAUCCACCAUCACAGCCGUGGCUGGUCCCUCAUUCAUGUGGUGAAAUAUGUGGAAAAUCUCUACAACCAAAUUGUGGCCACAAGUGUACAUUGCUUUGCCAUCCUGGCCCAUGUCCGCCUUGUGCUCAAUAUGCCAAUACUUCGUGCAAAUGUGGAAAAUCUGCACCAAAGUCUGUGCGGUGCAUAGAUAAACAGUGGGAGUGUGAAAGAAAGUGUGGACAACUUCUAAAAUGUGGUCAACAUGUAUGUGGUCAAAUUUGCCAUAAGCCUGGCCAAUGUCCGCCUUGUAAGAAAACCAGUGAACAGUCAUGUGAAUGUGGCCGAGAGUCAAUGAAACGGCAAUGCUGUGACUUGGAAUGGCAUUGCAAAAAUGUUUGCAAUCGAAGUUAUUCAUGUAAUUUGCAUGUUUGCAAAAAGAUAUGCCAUGCUGGAGAAUGCGGGGAAUGCCCAUUGAGUCAGCCACGAUCAUGUCCUUGUGGAAAAACUAAAAAAAUAGGACCCUGCACAGAAUCCAUUGAUACGUGUGGCGAUACUUGUCAAAAAUUACUACCCUGCCAGCUACACACCUGCACACAAAGGUGUCACAAAGGAAAUUGUAAUUUGUGUCUUGUCAUCAUUAAGAAGAAAUGUCGUUGCGGAAUGCAUGAAAAGGAACUACCAUGUUCCAAAGAAUUCACUUGUGAGACCAAAUGCAAACAAACCAAAGACUGUGAAAAGCAUCCCUGCAAUCGCAAGUGUUGCGAUAAAAACUGCCCUCCUUGUGAUAAAGUAUGCGGCAAACCACUGUCCUGUGGCAAGCACAAAUGCCAAUCUAUAUGCCAUAAGGGACCUUGUUAUCCCUGCCAGCAGCAAUCACAAAUUCAUUGCAGAUGUGGCAAAACAAAGAAAAUAGUGCCAUGUGGAAGAGAGCGCACAGCUAGGGUGGUAUGCUUGGAGCCUUGCAGAAUUCCUUCGAAAUGUCACCACUACAACAAGCAUCGUUGCCACAAAAAUGAAUGUCCUCCCUGCUCGCAGCCUUGUGGUUUGCUUAAUGAUGUAUCCAAUUGUGGCCACAUAUGCAAUGUUAAAUGUCAUGCCGCUAUAAAGACAGCAAAGAAGGCCAACAAGAACACCGCUAGUGUUUGGGAGCCCAAAAAACAGUUUGAAUUUAAAUCUAUGCCUCAUCCAAGAUGUGAACAAAAAGUCAUGGUAACUUGCAUUGGGGGCCAUGAAAUUGCCGAGUGGCCUUGUUGGAAUUCCAAACCAAGUUCCUGCCAACGUUUAUGCAAUCGCCAAUUGAAAUGCGGCAAUCACAAGUGUCACCUAGUGUGUCAUGGUGUUGCCGACUUGAAGGAUAUGAAACAACAAGAAAAUUGUGCUGCUUGUAAUCGUGGCUGUGAUAUAGCUCGUCCAGAGGGUUGUACCCAUCAUUGUCCUCGACCAUGUCAUUUACCACCUUGCAAUCCUUGUAGUGUGGCUAUAAAAACCAAAUGUCAUUGCGGCCUUAUGCCAGUCGUCUACAAAUGCAGUGAUUAUUUUUGCAACGAGGCCAGUGAAAACGACUUGGCAGAAAUACAGGAAAAUUUAAAAAGCUGUGGAAAUCGUUGCUUGAAGAAUUAUCCCUGUGGUCAUCGUUGUGCUGCCAAAUGCCAUUCUGGACCUUGCCCUUAUCCAGAUGCUUGCCGCAAAAAGCUACGCAUAUUUUGCGAUUGCAAACGUUUGAAGUUGGAGAUCUCCUGCGACAAACAUCGCUCGGGUCUAACGAAAUUGGAGUGCGAUGAAAAUUGCGUCGAAACCAAAAAAUCUCUGGAAUUGGCUCGCAAACAAGAGGAGGAACUUUUGAAAAAACAAGAAGAGGAACGCAAUCGUCUAGAGGUUGAGCAAUUCGAAAAGAAAUUUAGUAAACGUAAACCGAAGGAGCGCAAAACCGUUGAGGCAAAAGCCAAAGAACCUAUAAAUUGGAAACUUAUUGGAGUAUAUGCCGGUAUAUUAGCAACCAUAGCAUUAGCGGUUACCUUCGCAUUAUACGAAGACCAUUAGCUUUUAAACUCUAAACAAUUUUUAGACCUAUAAGACAUUAAGUAAAACUCUUGUCUGCUUAACUUAGAUAAUUCAUUUGUAAUUGGAU
Messenger RNA from Stomoxys calcitrans (stable fly), 2729 nucleotides. RefSeq names its product NF-X1-type zinc finger protein NFXL1. The transcript has 9 exons. Lineage: Eukaryota; Metazoa; Arthropoda; Insecta; Diptera; Muscidae. The record is from RefSeq and is a predicted model, not a curated record. The coding region runs from base 80 to 2641 and encodes 853 amino acids. Gene Ontology annotation, biological process: regulation of DNA-templated transcription. Gene Ontology annotation, cellular component: nucleus. Gene Ontology annotation, molecular function: RNA polymerase II transcription regulatory region sequence-specific DNA binding; DNA-binding transcription factor activity, RNA polymerase II-specific; zinc ion binding.